ACUAUAAUACCCUCCUACAGUCGUACUCAGACAUGUCUCUCCGUCUCUUGAAGCCAUUGGACGGAAAAUCAGAAACGGCUUGUCGCAUACCGUAAUUUUGACAAACAAGAAAAAUCCAAAACUCCGAUUAACGGCGCCACCACAUUUACCGUUUUGCCAGUAUCAGUGUGAGACACCACUCUAGGGUUCGUUAAAUCGUAUCCAAUUUAAAAGAUCUCCUUCGAAUUUUGCACUAUUUUCAUUUUCGCACCAGAAAUUUUCGAUCCAUUUCGACAUCGUUGUUGUGCUCUUUCACCCUAAGGAAGGUGCACAGAUUGGAAUUCUUCUGGCCUCUGUGCCUUCUUCACAGUUGCCUCACGAGCUUGUUUCGUUAGUUUCAUAAGAUGCCUUGGGGAAAAGCAAUUUCUUCAUCAGCUGCUAAGUCAUCCAAGCCUGAGGAGCCAGUUGAAUCUGAUGAGAAGGUUGAUUUUGAGGAGGCAAAUGAUCCAGAGGAAGCAAUGGAAGAGGAAAUUGAAUAUGAAGAAGUAGAAGAAGAAGAGGAAGUGGAAGAGAUAGAAGAGGAAGUGGAAGAGGUGGAAGAAGAGGAGGAGGUAGAGGUGGAAGAAGAGGAGGAGGAGGAGGAGGAGGAGGAGGAGGAAGAAGUGGAGGUUGAAGAGGUGGAAGAAGAUGAUGCCAUGCAAAAUCAUAGCAGUGAUGAAGCAAAGGUGGAAGAUGAGGAUGAGAAGAGAAAACAUGCUGAACUCCUUUCUCUUCCUCCUCAUGGGUCUGAAGUAUACAUUGGUGGCAUUCCUCAUGCCUCAGAUGAGGAUUUGAAAUCUUUAUGUGAGCGUAUUGGUGAAGUUGCAGAGGUUCGAAUAAUGAAGGGAAAGGAUUCUUCUGAGAACAAGGGCUUUGGUUUUGUGACUUUUACAAGUGUGGAAUUGGCUUCUAAAGCCAUUGAGGAGCUAAAUAAUACAGAAUUCAUGGGUAAAAAAAUAAAAUGUUCGAAAUCUCAAGCCAAGCACCGUCUUUUUAUUGGCAAUGUUCCUAGAAGCUGGGGUGUUGAAGAUCUGAAGAAGAUUGUAACUGAGAUUGGACCUGGAGUUACUGGUGUGGAACUAGUCAAGGAUAUGAAGAACACCAACAAUAACCGUGGCUUUGCUUUUAUUGACUAUUAUAAUCAUGCAUGUGCUGAGUAUUCAAGGCAAAAGAUGAUGAGCCCAACAUUUAAGCUAGGUGAGAAUGCUCCAACAGUGAGCUGGGCUGAUCCUAAAAAUGCCGAGUCCUCUGCUGCAUCUCAGGUGAAGGCGGUUUAUGUGAAGAACCUGCCAAAGAAUGUAACUCAAGAGCAGUUGAAGAAGCUUUUUGAACGCCAUGGAAAGAUCACAAAGGUGGUUCUUCCACCAGCAAAGUCUGGUCAGGAAAAGAACAGAAUUGGCUUUGUACAUUUUGCAGAGAGGUCAAAUGCUAUGAAAGCACUUAAAAACACUGAAAGAUAUGAAUUAGAAGGUCAACUUUUAGAAUGCUCUCUGGCAAAGCCACAGGCUGAUCAAAAGUCUGGAGGAUCAAACACACAGAAGCCAGGACCAGGAUUGCUUCCUAGCUAUCCACCACAUGUUGGCUAUGGUUUGGUUGGGGGUGCCUAUGGUGCACUUGGUGCAGGAUAUGCUGCUCCAGGUCUUGCACAGCCCUUGUUAUAUGGAGGAGGUCAAACUCCCGCUGGAAUGGCCAUGAUGCCUAUGCUUUUGGCUGAUGGACGGAUUGGAUAUGUCUUGCAACAACCAGGAAUGCAGCCACAAGCCCCACCCUCACAUCAUAGAGGUGGCAGGGGCGGUGGUGGCAGUGGGAGUGGCAACAGGAAUGCCGGAAGUUCAAGUAAGGGAAGGCACAACAAUGAUGGCGGCCAUGGGCGCAGAUACCGGCCAUAUUAGCUGGUCUUGGUAUAGAUAGUAGCACCCCCCCUUCUCUCAAAUGUAUUUAGGGCUUUUCAAGCUCAUUUAAUUCAUCAAAAUGUGCUACAUAUUUUUUUCAUCAAAAAACUGUUGUACAAUCAGUCUUGAUUACAUACAUGAUGUCAGGGCGUUUGUAAGUUGAAUUCUUCCUAUGUUGAUAAUUAAUCAGUUUUAUACUUGAGGACCCUUUUUCCAAUGGGAAAAAAUA
Glycine soja is the source of this 2139-nucleotide messenger RNA. RefSeq names its product heterogeneous nuclear ribonucleoprotein Q-like. Lineage: Eukaryota; Viridiplantae; Streptophyta; Magnoliopsida; Fabales; Fabaceae. The transcript is spliced from 10 exons. Gene Ontology annotation, molecular function: mRNA binding. Gene Ontology annotation, cellular component: nucleus. Bases 384 to 1910 code for a protein of 508 amino acids. The record is from RefSeq and is a predicted model, not a curated record.